AUGAGCAUGUUCCAAUCUCUUAUCGUCGGCGCUCUCUUGGUUUUGGCCAUUCAAGCUCAAGCUACAAAGCAAUGUCCAGCAAACGAAAAAUUCACAAACUGUGGAACAGCUUGUGAGCCAUCUUGCACCAACCCAAGCCCUGCUUUCUGUACUAAGCAAUGCAUCGUUGACGUUUGUCAAUGCCAAUCUGGAUUCGUUAGAAACCAAAGUGGAAGCUGUGUUCCUGUUUCAGCUUGCCCACGCACUACACGUCCAAGUUACAAUUCAUGUCCUGCCGGUGAGCAGUACAAUGAAUGCGGAGGUUGCGACGGAACCUGUGAAAACCCCAAUGUGGCUUGCAUUACUCUUUGUGGCCCAGGAGCUUGCCGUUGCAAGUCUGGCCUUGUCCGUCACUCUAGUGGCAAAUGCGUCCCUCAAAGCCAAUGCUCAGCAGCUCCAAGCUGCGCAACGACAAUUUGCAAGAAAGACGAAGUUUGCCGACUUGAGCAAGUUGUUUGCGUUCGAGCACCUUGCAAUCCUAUUCCAUUUUGUCACAAAAUUGAAGAAGAUAGUUCACUAUGUGCUGCUGUAUCUUGUCUAAUCGGAAGUCAAUGUGUUGUUCAAUCUAAUCAACCUGUGUGUGUUCCAAAUGUACCCCAAAACGAUACCAGUGCUCUUGAACAUCCUUGUAAAAACCAUACAUGCAAGAUAGGAGAGAAAUGUGUGGAACAGCAAGUUCAAUGCAUCAUGGCUCCUUGCUAUCCAGUUGCUGAAUGUGUUCCAACAAAAUACGACGCCGAUCAAUCUCCUUGCUAUGUAGUUCGCUGCGGAUUCAAUACGGAAUGCAAGGCUAUCAAUGGAUCAGCUCGAUGCAUUCCUCGUGACUCAAAUGCCACGGGCUUCUCAGAAGUCUGUCCAGUCAAUCAGACUUUCGUUCAAUGCUCUUCUCAUUGUCCAGCUACAUGUGAUAAUAAUGGGAUGAUGGCUUGCAUACAAUCAUGUGGCCCUCCAUCAUGCUCAUGUAGUACAGGGUACCUUCUCACAUAUAAUUCCAAUUGUGUUCUCCCAAGAGAUUGCCCUAAUACAAACUCAACCUCAACCACUAACUCAAGUGCAUCAUGUACAGCAACAACAUGCCCGACUGGUUUCGCAUGUGAAGUGGUGAAUGGGCAAACCGCUUGCCAAGAGAUGGUGAGGGUGACAAUUCCAGCAGCCUCGCCUGCUCUGACUUGUGCCUCUGUGAGCUGUGUCACUGGUUUCGAGUGUGGGAUUGUGAAUGGCAUACCUUUCUGCAGACCUUCAAACUCAACUUCCAACUCAACUUCCAACUCAACUUCCAACUCAACUCUUAUCACGACCACUCCCUCUUUGACUUGCGCUACAGUUAAAUGCGCUGGUGGUUCAACUUGCACCAUAGUGAAUGGAGGACCAAGAUGCUUGCCUUCAAACUCAACUACUAACUCUACACUCACUACUACAACUUCAUCUCUAACUUGUGCCACAGUCAAAUGUGCUGGUGGCUCGGUUUGCACGAUAGUGAAUGGAGGACCAAGAUGCAUGCCUUCAAACUCAACUUCCAACUCAACAGUCAUUACGACAACUUCAUCUUUGACUUGUGCUACAGUGAAAUGCGCUGGUGGCUCCGUUUGUCAAAUAAUCAAUGGAGGGCCAAGAUGCAUGCCUUCCACUAGUACUGAAUCACCAUGUAACUUGAUCGAUUGUCGUACAGGAUUCGUCUGCACAAUAGUUGGAAGGCAGCCAACUUGUGUGAGAAGCAAUAACACAAUUCCUUCGGAAUGUGCUUCUAUCUCAUGUAUGACUGGCUUCGAAUGUAAAAUGACUUUGAAUGGAACUGUUGGAUGCGUUUCAACUAAUGGCACAGGUGUUGACCCAAUUUGUGGAAAAAAUGAAUUGUACAAUAUGACAGCAGGAUGUGAAGCAACUUGUGCGGAGCCAUUGAAAGUCUGCCCUAAUUCUACAACUGGAGCUUGUGUCUGUGCUGGUGGUUUUGUGAGAAAAGGAAGAAGAUGUGUUCCUUAUGCAGUUUGUCCCAAUUUCUCUUCCGGAAUCACAGGAAACGCCAAUUGUUCAAACAACGAAGUAUACUCAGAUAAGAAGAAUGCUUGUGAAACAACUUGUCAUGGAAACGAUUUGUGCAAGAGUCAAAACAAUUCCACCAUCAUAGCAGGAUGUGUCUGUCGUAAAUACUACAAAAGAAAUGAAAAUGGAAACUGUGUUCAUCAACGUCUCUGUUACAAAUCAGCCGGAUGCGGUAUGAAUGAGAGCUGGAUUCCAUGUAUUGAAUGCGAAGGCAAAUGCAACAAAAAUGAUACUAGAUGCGGCAAAACUUGUACAUCGGGAUGUGGUUGUGAUCCUGGAUACUCGCGAAAUGCCAAUAUGACCUGUGUACUAGAUAGUGCUUGUUAA
Molecule: messenger RNA, 2406 nt
Organism: Auanema sp. JU1783
Lineage: Eukaryota; Metazoa; Nematoda; Chromadorea; Rhabditida; Rhabditidae
Source: the annotation of a GenBank genome assembly